Messenger RNA from Cucurbita moschata (crookneck pumpkin), 1627 nucleotides. Its product is annotated as isoleucine N-monooxygenase 1-like. NCBI's taxonomy places the organism in Eukaryota, Viridiplantae, Streptophyta, Magnoliopsida, Cucurbitales, Cucurbitaceae. The transcript has 3 exons. Gene Ontology annotation, molecular function: oxidoreductase activity, acting on paired donors, with incorporation or reduction of molecular oxygen; heme binding; iron ion binding. The coding region runs from base 41 to 1627 and encodes 528 amino acids. The record is from RefSeq and is a predicted model, not a curated record.
UGCAUUCAUCCACGGAGAGAGCAGCAAGAGAAAGAGAGCCAUGGAUGCCUUCUUAGUGCUUCUAUGUAUGCCUUUCAUUUUUGUUAUGUUCUCUCAUUGUUAUUACCGCAAAACAAAGCAUUCAAAUGGGCAAGCAGCUGAGCUCCCACCAGGCCCUAAGCCAUGGCCUCUCGUGGGCUGCCGCCCAACAAUGUUGGCCACCAACUUGCCAACCUACAAAUGGAUCCAUGCAGUAAUGAAGCAAUUCAACACUGAAAUUGCUUGCAUACGUCUUGGAAGUACUUACAUAAUUCCUGUGGCUUCUCCACGGCUCGCUCUUGAGUUUCUUAAAACAUAUGAUUCUAUCUUUGCAUCACGUUCCUCCAUUUCGAACACGGUCGAUAUUCUAAACCGUAGAUGUGUCACCACCAUAUUUGCACCCUUGGGACAACAAUGGAGGAAGAUGAGAAGAAUUCUUGCAUUAGAAGUACUCAAUCCAUCAACUCUCCAUCGAAUGCUUGGCCAUAGAAACGCCGAGGCUGAUACUCUUUUACGCUAUAUUUUCAGCCAAACAAGUACUAGAGGUGGAGGUGUGGUUAAUGUUAGAAGCGUAACACAACAUUAUUGUGGUAACAUAAUGAGAAGAAUGUUAUUCAAUCAAAGAUACUAUGGCAAAUGGAGAGAAGAUGGAGGGCCAACUUUCGAAGAAGAAGAGCAUGAUCAAGCAUCGUUGACAAUUAUUAGGCAUCUUCACGCAUUUUCUAUAUCAGAUUUCAUGUCUUGGUUGAAGCCAUUUGAUUUAGAUGGACACGAGAAAGUUAUGAAGAGUGCGUUGAAUGUCGUUCAAAAGUUUGAUGAACCCAUUAUAGACGAGAGAGUUCAAAGAUGGAAAGAUGAAAAAUUGGAAGAGGUGAAGGACGACAUUCUUGAUAUCCUCAUUUCACUCAAAGAUGAAAAUGCAAAACCAUUGCUAUCUGUCGUAGAGAUUAAAGCUCAAAUCAUGGAGUUACAAAUUGCAACGAUAGAUAAUCCUUCAAACGCAGUAGAAUGGGCAAUGGCGGAGUUACUAAACCAACCAAAAAUUCUUGAAAAAGCCAUUGAAGAAUUGGACAAAGUAGUUGGAAGAGAAAGGCUAGUUCAGGAAUAUGAUAUCCCAAAUCUCAAGUACCUCACCGCUUGUAUUAGAGAAUCAUUUCGACUUCAUCCAUUUUCACCUUUCAACGUUCCUCAUGUCUCAAACACGGACAUCAUAGUGGCGGGUUACUUCAUUCCAAAAGGUAGUGAAGUGUUGCUCAGCCGUACAGGUCUAGGCCGAAACCCAAGGAUUUGGGAGGAUCCAAUGAGGUUUAAUCGAGAGCGUCACCUAAAUGAUAGGACAGUGGAAUUGGGAUUAUUAGAACCCAACCUGCGAUUCAUGAGCUUCAGUAGAGGGAGAAGAGGGUGCCCUGGUAGCUCACUUGGCACUAACAUUACUAUGAUGCUAUUUGCAAGACUUCUACAAGGCUUUUCAUGGAGCUUACUGCCAGGAAUCACAAAGAUAGACUUCUCCCAAGCUGAUGAACUCUCUCUCCCAAAGCCAUUGCAUUUGCUUGCAAAGCCACGCUUAUCUCAUGUUAUGUACCCUCCAUCUUCUCUCCCUUUGCCAUAG